CCGCAGAGCAAGGAGACCCUGCUGCAGUCCUACAACAAGCGCCUCAAGGACGACAUCAAGUCCAUCAUGGACAACUUCACGGAGAUCAUCAAGACUGCUAAGAUUGAGGAUGAAACCCAAGUCUCUCGAGCAACCCAGGGCGAACAAGAUAACUAUGAGAUGCACGUCAGAGCUGCAAACAUUGUCCGAGCUGGUGAGUCCCUGAUGAAACUUGUGUCCGACCUGAAGCAGUUCUUGAUCCUCAAUGAUUUCCCCUCUGUGAAUGAAGCUAUCAACCAGCGCAACCAGCAGCUGAGGAGCUUACAGGAGGAAUGUGACAAGAAGUUGAUUGCACUACGGGAUGAGAUCUCCAUUGACCUGUACGAGCUAGAAGAAGAAUAUUACUCUUCCAGCUACAGUCUGUGUGACAGCAAUGAUCUUCCGCUGUGCGAAGCCUACUGGAGACAAGACUUUGCCACGCUGUCCCCCGAGAGCCUCUCCAUGCCUCUGACAGCUGCCACCGCGGAGCAGAGCAUUGCUCCCUCCCAGAGCUCGACCCCGUCGCACCCUCACGUGAACGGGCACGGGGCAGGCCCCGCCGAGCACUCCUGAAGAGGAUCCUCUGCCGCUGGACCCAGUCCU
This is a messenger RNA of Leptosomus discolor (cuckoo roller), 621 nucleotides long. It is a transcript of the gene MED22, whose product is annotated as mediator complex subunit 22. Gene Ontology annotation, cellular component: mediator complex. Lineage: Eukaryota; Metazoa; Chordata; Aves; Leptosomiformes; Leptosomidae. The record is from RefSeq and is a predicted model, not a curated record. Gene Ontology annotation, biological process: regulation of transcription by RNA polymerase II. Gene Ontology annotation, molecular function: transcription coregulator activity.